Messenger RNA from Drosophila biarmipes, 1023 nucleotides. Its product is annotated as protein rhomboid. Bases 47 to 832 code for a protein of 261 amino acids. The record is from RefSeq and is a predicted model, not a curated record. NCBI's taxonomy places the organism in Eukaryota, Metazoa, Arthropoda, Insecta, Diptera, Drosophilidae. Gene Ontology annotation, cellular component: membrane. The transcript has 4 exons. Gene Ontology annotation, molecular function: serine-type endopeptidase activity.
CGUUCAACGUUCGGCGCAUCGGUUGUUGCCGCCUUCAAAUCACAUUAUGUCUGCCCAACUGGAGAGCAACAAUGCCAGUGAAGACAACAACAAUAGCGCUAAGGAUGUCAGACUCCUGCUGCUGCCAGAGACGUCUUCGGACGGCAAUCCGGCGAGUGUCACUUCGCGCUGCGAACUGCAAAAGAAUUUCAUUGAUGACCUGACACUCACGGUUGACGUGGGCCAUGUGGGGAGGAAGCGAGUGUGGCGCGUGCCCUGGUUUAUUUUGCUGCUGUGUUUUAUGCAGAUAUCACUGCACUGGAUUGCUAAUGAGUGCAUGCAGAGAAGACUGAUCUUUAAGUCGGAGUGGACUGGCGAGUACUGGCGAUUACUGACCUACAUGCUGCUUCAUUCCGAUUACUGGCACCUCACCCUUAACAUUUGUCUACAGUGUUUUAUAGGUAUCUGCCUCGAAAUGGAGCAGGGUCACUGUCGCCUGGCCGCGGUCUAUAUUGUGGGUGGCGCCGCCGGUUCGUUGGCCAACGCCUGGCUGAAGCCCCAUCUCCUCCUGAUGGGGGCCUCCGCCGGGGUCUACGCCAUGCUGGGAAGUCAUGUGCCACACCUGGUUCUGAACUUUUCGCAACUGUCGCACCGCUAUGCCCGCAUCGCCUCCCUGUGCAUUUUGUUCCUCAGCGAUGUGGGUUUCACAUCAUACCACUUUUGCCACAAUCACAAUCGCAGCCCGCGGAUCAGUCUGGAGGCCCAUAUCGGAGGGGGCGUGGCCGGAAUCUUGUGCGGUUUUGUCGUCUACAAACGGGUCCGGCCGUCAAUUCAAAGAGCCAGUUACUUUUAGUCUCAAAAAAGAUAGCUAGAUUAAUGUUGUAUGGCUUACGUUUUAAAAUAGUAUAUUACAAGGUAGGAUAAGAAAAAAUAAAUGCAAUUAAUGUUCUCGAAAAAAAUGGGCAAAUAGUUUUGGUUUGCCAUUAUACUGAACGUGUGAAAAAACAAAAAACAUAAUAUUUGAACAUAUAUAUAACAAAACAG